AUGGAUGAAUAUCCAACCGGCACAAAUGCAAUCAUUGCUGUAUUGUCAUAUACUGGGUAUGAUAUGGAGGAUGCCAUGAUUCUAAACAAGUCAUCUGUGGAGCGUAGAAUGUUUCACGGACAAAUAUAUCAGACAGAAACAGUUGACUUGUCUGAUCAAAAGAGCAGGUCAGAUGGUUCUGGGAAAUAUUUCAGGGAAAGUAACAUUGAGAGGCAUCGUUCAAUUGGUUCAGAUGGGCUUCCUUGUGUUGGUCAGACAAUAAAACCAGAUGAAGAAUAUUAUAGCAUCUAUAAUGAGGUAAACAAUGAGCGACAUGCCGUCAAACGAAAAGGUUCAGAGGCUGUCAUCGUUGACUAUGUUGCUAUAGAUGGGAAGAAGCAUCUUCAGAAUCAUCCGCAGAAGUUUAGCAGCCGACAUGGACAAAAAGGUGAUUUCUCCCAGUUGUGGCCUGAUAUUGAUAUGCCAUUUUCUGAUGUUACGGGAAUGCGUCCAGAUCUUAUCAUCAAUCCACAUGCAUUUCCUUCAAGGAUGGCAAUAGGAAUGCUCUUGGAAUCGAUUGCUGCACAGUCUAUUGACAACAAGAAAUGCAUUGCUGGUGCUCCCCCUGUAGACAAAGUACAGAUGUUUAUGUUCUGUGGUGGCCUGAACUGUUGUAUUGCAGCAGUAAUAAAGUGA
Molecule: messenger RNA, 675 nt
Organism: Prunus armeniaca (apricot)
Lineage: Eukaryota; Viridiplantae; Streptophyta; Magnoliopsida; Rosales; Rosaceae
Source: the annotation of a GenBank genome assembly